AUGGCCUCUCGCGCAAUCCCGUCGCACCUCAAGCCUUCCUCUGCCGCUGGCAAGGAUGAGGGCGGCUUCAACUCGCAGCGCCACCACGGCAAGUCGCAGUCCCACGUGGCCUUCGAGAACACAUCCACCAACGUUGCAGCUUCGCAGAUGCGAAAUGCCCUCAACAAGCUCGCCGACACGGUCGAGGACCCCGCCGAGAAGAAGGUGAGCCUCAUGCCCAAGCACACCCCGCUGUAUCUCAUGGAUUCUCGGCGAGACUCGCAUGAGCUUCUCGCCGCCAGUGACGGAUAUGGCAAAGUGCACGUACGUCACGCGAACUACUUCGAGACGGAAAUGGACAACUUCUUCGCCCUGUUCCGACGAUACCUUAACGACAAGGCCAAGGGCACCGCCAUUGACUGGAACCGCAUCGCGCCCCCGAAGGCCGAGCAGGUCGUCAACUACGAUGACUUGGCCAACUCCGAGGCCGUCGAAUACCUAAACAAGUUGGCCGUCGUCAAGCUCAACGGUGGUCUCGGUACCUCCAUGGGCUGCGUUGGCCCCAAGUCGGUCAUCGAGGUCCGCGAUGGCAUGUCUUUCCUCGAUUUGUCAGUACGCCAGAUUGAGUACCUCAACCGCACAUACGAUGUCAACGUGCCGUUCGUCCUGAUGAACUCGUUCAACACCGACACCGACACGGCAAGCAUCAUCAAGAAGUACGAGGGACACAACAUCGACAUCCUCACCUUCAACCAGUCGCGCUACCCACGUAUUCUCAAGGAUUCGCUGCUGCCCGCGCCCAAGAACAACGCCUCAGACAUUGCCAACUGGUACCCUCCGGGUCACGGUGACGUUUUCGAGUCGCUGUACAACACUGGCAUGCUCGACAAGCUCCUUGAGCGUGGCAUUGAGAUUAUUUUCUUGUCCAACGCUGAUAACUUGGGUGCUGUCGUCGAUCUCCGUAUCCUCCAGCACAUGGUCGACUCCAAGGCUGAGUACAUUAUGGAGCUGACCGACAAGACCAAGGCUGACGUCAAGGGUGGUACCAUCAUCGACUACGAGGGCUCCGUCCGUCUGCUUGAAAUUGCUCAGGUCCCCAAGGAGCACGUCAACGAGUUCAAGUCGAUCAAGAAGUUCAAGUACUUCAACACCAACAACAUCUGGAUGGACGUAGCUGCUAUCAAGCGCGUCGUCGAGGCCAACGAGCUUGCCAUGGAGAUCAUUCCCAAUGGCAAGUCCAUCCCUGCCGACAAGAAGGGCGAGGCCGAUAUCUCUGUUCUGCAGCUCGAGACGGCUGUUGGUGCCGCUAUCAAGCACUUCAAGAAUGCACACGGUGUCAAUGUCCCCAGGCGGCGAUUCUUGCCCGUCAAGACCUGCUCAGAUCUCAUGCUCGUCAAGUCUGACCUCUACACCCUCCAGCACGGCCAGCUGGUGAUUGAUCCCAACCGCUUCGGCCCUGCCCCCUUGAUCAAGCUUGGCAGCGAUUUCAAGAAGGUGUCGAGCUUCCAGUCUCGCAUUCCUUCCAUCCCCAAGAUUGUCGAGCUUGACCAUCUUACCAUUACCGGACCGGUUAACCUCGGCCGCGGUGUUACGCUCAAGGGUACUGUCAUCAUUGUUGCGACCGAGGGCUCAACGAUCGACAUCCCCCCGGGUUCCGUUCUGGAGAACGUGGUCGUCCAGGGUUCGCUGAGGUUGCUCGAGCACUAAGCGUGUCGAUAGCGUUUUUGCAGUUUCGAGUAGAUAUACGAGGAUAAAGAUCUCCCUUGGGCGAUCGAUCAUGAGGGAUGACAUACAUGCAUUUAACAGUAGCUGAUGAAAAUAAUUCUCGAGGAUACUAGGAGGCGUCAGAAGGUGCACGCUCCUGACACCUCGCAACCGUAAUAGACAAAAUCAAUCUACAUACCCAGCAUCAAA
Messenger RNA from Parastagonospora nodorum SN15, 1893 nucleotides. RefSeq lists its product as hypothetical. The record is from RefSeq and is a predicted model, not a curated record. NCBI's taxonomy places the organism in Eukaryota, Fungi, Ascomycota, Dothideomycetes, Pleosporales, Phaeosphaeriaceae. Bases 1 to 1686 code for a protein of 561 amino acids. Gene Ontology annotation, molecular function: UTP:glucose-1-phosphate uridylyltransferase activity. The transcript is spliced from 3 exons. Gene Ontology annotation, cellular component: cytoplasm. Gene Ontology annotation, biological process: glycogen metabolic process; UDP-alpha-D-glucose metabolic process.